UGCCGAGAAGAUCAUCAGAGCGCAGUGCAGUUGGGGCAAUAGAGUGUGAAGUGCAUAGGCAGUAAGAAAUGGAGCUUCAGGCCAGGUGCUUCUUCGUCGUUGCGAUGCUCCUGAUCGCCGGCCUAGCGGGGCUGAAGACGGCGCACGGCGCGGGGGAGUGCGGCCGCGUGCCCGCGGACAAGGUGGCGCUCAAGCUCGCACCGUGCGCGGCGGCCACGCAGAACCCGCGCGCCGCGGUGCCGCCCAGCUGCUGCGCGCAGGUGCGCGCCAUCGGGCGCAACCCCAAGUGCCUGUGCGCCGUCAUGCUGUCCGACACCGCGCGGAAGGCCGGCGUCAACCCCGCCGUGGCCAUGACCAUCCCCAAGCGCUGCGCCAUCGGCAACCGCCCCAUCGGCUACAAAUGCGGCCCAUAUACCCUGCCGUGAGGAGAAGCGAAGUGAUGGCACCGGAAGGGCUCCAAACUCUGACCAUCCAACAUGAAGACCUGCCGUAAUAUGCUGUGAUCUUUGUCAUGUGGAACUUUUCGUGGAUCCUCUGAAUAAUGUGGCUGUAAUCCCUGAGCUUUGGAAUAAAGUACUUUUCUGAAUUCAAUAAUAAUGUAAAAUGUAAUCGACAAGAACAGUUUCCGAAUUUCUGUCAAAUUCCAGCAGUAAAGGUGUAGUACAAUGUUAAGUGAUCUCCGCUUCUCCAGCAUUUUUGCUUUGGAGCGACGAUCCAAUUGUACAAGGAACAUGUGACUCUAAGGAGUCAGAUACCAAGCCGCCCUUAUUACUGGCAGAAUGGACAUGGAACCUUUUAUGCAACCUAA
Messenger RNA from Phragmites australis (common reed), 808 nucleotides. Its product is annotated as non-specific lipid-transfer protein Cor a 8.0101-like. Gene Ontology annotation, molecular function: fatty acid binding. The record is from RefSeq and is a predicted model, not a curated record. Bases 69 to 425 code for a protein of 118 amino acids. The transcript has 2 exons. Gene Ontology annotation, biological process: systemic acquired resistance. Lineage: Eukaryota; Viridiplantae; Streptophyta; Magnoliopsida; Poales; Poaceae.